This is a messenger RNA of Penicillium crustosum, 264 nucleotides long. RefSeq names its product heat shock factor-binding 1 family protein. The transcript is spliced from 3 exons. Gene Ontology annotation, molecular function: transcription corepressor activity. Gene Ontology annotation, cellular component: nucleus; cytosol. Gene Ontology annotation, biological process: cellular heat acclimation. The record is from RefSeq and is a predicted model, not a curated record. The coding region runs from base 1 to 264 and encodes 87 amino acids. Lineage: Eukaryota; Fungi; Ascomycota; Eurotiomycetes; Eurotiales; Aspergillaceae.
AUGGUCGACGAUUCCAAAUCUCCUUCUCCGGACAAGCUCUCUCCUCUACCAGAGGGGGAGUCUCUCCUAUCCCAACCGAACUCCGAUGCCCAAGGCCAGCUUACCGCAGCCGUGGACGAUCUGCUCAAUGAACUCCAAAGCAAAUUUGACAAUGUUUCUACGGAGAUGUUCGGGAAAUUGGAUGACAUGACCAAGCGGCUUGAUGAGCUAGAGGCGUCUCUAGUUGCAUCUUCUGGUGCCGGCGCCCCGAGUCAGGCAAAAUAA